AUGCAACAAUUAAGACUGUUGAGCUCGAGAAUUGUUUUAUAUAGAAAAUAAAUGAGAAGGAGAAAUAAAUAUUAACAAGUCAACAUUACCUUCCUCCUAGAUUUUUUUCUUCACUCCCCUUUAUUUAAGCUAUAGGUUGGAAAUUCAUCCUUACAGGCCAGCAUUUGCUAUUUGAAUUUGAAAUAAUGCUGCUUAUAAAUCUGUUAUUGGAUGAGAUAUUAAUUAGUAAUUUGUAAAACAAACUAUAGAUUAGAGAAUGUGCAAAUGCUACAGCAAUAAUGACUACAAGUAUCACAACAAGAAAAGGUUGCUUUUUCGCAACAACAAAGCCUUUAUGUUCUACAUAUUUUUUGUCGAUUAAAUGA
Messenger RNA from Paramecium primaurelia, 365 nucleotides. Lineage: Eukaryota; Ciliophora; Oligohymenophorea; Peniculida; Parameciidae. The record is from the annotation of a GenBank genome assembly.